AUGGAGUUCUCACUCAGGGGCUGGUCUCCUCAAUCGAGAACUACCGCCUUCGUCUUGUUUGCGUUCCUUACACUUGGGUAUGCACAACAACCAGCACAAGUCAAAUUGGACGAUGGAUCGUACUCUGGUUUGACAGCGAACGGGGUCAACAAGUUCUUGGGAGUUCGGUAUGCGGCACCACCACAACGCUUUUCACCGCCGGUGGCCUCUUCGAUGGCGCCUCACAAUGAUGUAAUGAACGCAACUGCCUUCGCUCCAUCCUGCAUCCAAGCUAUACCUGCUGCGAUUGCUGCCACGAUGCCGUCUGGUCCGGAAAGCGAGGAUUGCCUGUUCCUCAAUGUCUACGCACCCUCUUCUCCACCACCCGCCGAAGGAAGAACCAUCAUGGUAUGGUACUAUGGCGGAGGCUUUCAGUUUGGAUCUGCCAACACACCAAUGUUCGAUGGCUCGAGCUUCGCACAGAACCAGGACGUUAUCAUUGUGACCCCCAACUACCGAACGAGUGUCUUCGGGUUCCCCGGUGAUGUCGAAGACAUACCUCCGCAAAUGCGCAACGUGGGUCUCAUGGACCAGAAACUAGCACUUCAAUGGGUUCAGCGCAAUAUCAAGGCCUUCGGUGGUGACCCAAACAAGGUGACGUUGUUCGGGGAGUCAGCCGGCGCCUCGUCCGUCGACCUUUUGCUACUUACAAGCGGUGCUCAGCCCCCCUUUCGUGCGGUAAUCACAGAGUCUGGAACAUCAUAUCUUGUCACCGGACCACAGGCAGGCGGAGACAUCAUCGGGCUCAUGACCGGUCUCUUGGGCAGACCGAAUAUGGCGACCCCGUUUCAAACACUCGCGGCUUCGCUGAAGUGCGGCAAUCAGAAGUCACUUGAUUGUGUGAAAGCCGCACCGGUGGAAGCUAUUGUAUCCGUACUGUCUACAGGCCCCAUCAACUUCCCACCCGUAGCCGAUGGAGAUGCAAACGGAGGCCGAUAUCUUCACAAUGGCCCAGCCACCGACCGCUUUGGAGGCCUUUGUGCGGCAACAUUUCUCGGAGAUACUGCCCUGCAGAAGGCUGUCGUUACCGCAUAUCCGGUUGGAGCCGGGAUGCCUUUCCCGACUCCAAAAGAUGCAAUCACGCAAUUUGCCACAGGUUUGGAUUGGACCUGCAGCAUUGCGCACGAAGCUCGUCUCUCGGCCCAAUCCGGGGUGCCAACUUGGAGAUACCUCUUCAACUCCACCUCGUUCCCGCCAACACCUGGGGGUAUCUUGUCUCGCCCGGUACACGGCUCUGAGAUUGGCUUCGUCUUUGGCAACCUCCCGCCGCCGCCGGCAACACCUGAUCAGGCUCUUGCGCUGAGCAAGUUCAUGCAGACGGCGUGGGCCAACUUUGCCAAGAACCCCACCAACGGGCCUGGAGUGCCUGCCUGGACGCAGUUUUCUGGUAUGCCUGGUUCGAUGGACCUGGGGAACUUGGGUGGUGUUCUUGGUGACGGAGUCUCCAUGAUAGAUUCAAAGGUGGUUGACAGCCGUUGUAAUCUUUUUGAUGCGUCGUACGCCAAGACAAAAUGA
Messenger RNA from Colletotrichum phormii, 1554 nucleotides. Its product is annotated as Alpha/Beta hydrolase protein. The coding region runs from base 1 to 1554 and encodes 517 amino acids. The transcript has 4 exons. The record is from RefSeq and is a predicted model, not a curated record. NCBI's taxonomy places the organism in Eukaryota, Fungi, Ascomycota, Sordariomycetes, Glomerellales, Glomerellaceae. Gene Ontology annotation, molecular function: cholinesterase activity.